AUGGAUAAAAAAAACUCACAACAGCAAUGACAUUCGCAUCAAUGUCCAGCACAGAUUUCAGAACUUUCUCAAAUCUUCCGUCACGACGAACUCCAUACUCAGCUCACCGGCGCGUGGCCGAGAUGCUCCUUCUAAGUGCUUCUUCAUUGCCGGAAAGACUAGGUAGCAGCAAUAGCAUAGCCGGAAGGGAAACCUCUAUUCGCCACACCGUCUCUGCUAGCUAUGGUGAUAAGGAAUCGGGUUCAGUUAGCUCUAAUGAGUAUAAUUCUCCGGCGAAGUCACUCCGGAAACUCCUAGAAUCACCGGGAAUUCAUCAAGGACCAGCUUGUUUCGAUGCUCUCAGUGCUAAACUUAUUGAGCGAGCUGGGUUCGAUUUUUGCUUCACAACUGGUUUUGGAAUAUCUGCCACACGGUUAGGAUUGCCAGAUGCAGGACUAAUUUCUUACGGAGAGAUGGUGGCUCAAGGUCGAGAGAUCACACAAGCAGUGUCCAUACCAGUAAUUGGGGAUGGAGAUAAUGGAUAUGGUAACGCCAUGAAUGUCAGGAGAACUGUGAAAGGAUAUAUUGGAGCAGGUUUUGGAGGAAUAAUUCUUGAAGAUCAGGUUUCUCCCAAAGCAUGUGGUCAUACACGUGGCAGGAAAGUUGUUUCUCGGGAGGAAGCAAUCAUGAGAAUAAAAGCGGCCGUUGAUGCUCGAAAAGAAAGUGGAUCUGACAUUGUGAUUGUGGCACGUACUGAUGCACGUCAAGCAGUCUCCUUUGAAGAAGCCCUUUGGCGGGCACGUGCUCUUGCUGAUGCUGGAGCUGAUGUUCUGUUCAUAGAUGCUCUUGGUUCCAAAGAAGAGAUGAAAGGUUUCUGUGAUGUCUAUCCACUGGUUCCAAAGCUCGCAAACAUGCUUGAAGGUGGUGGUAAAACACCAAUAUUCACUCCUAUUGAACUGGACGAACUUGGAUACAAACUUGUGGCAUAUCCACUUUCCUUGUUGGGGGUAUCAAUCGGUGCAAUGCAGGAUGCAUUGUCUGCUAUUAAAGGAGGUCGGAUACCAUCGCCGGGUAGCAUGCCUACAUUUGAAGAGCUAAAAGAAAUCCUAGGUUUCAAUACCUACUAUGAAGAAGAGAAGCGUUAUGCAACAACAAGCAGUCAACUUCCUUCUCGUAAAGGUGAUUUCUCAUCAAGCAGCAAUGAGUAUGGUGUUCAACCCGGCAUCGAAGCUGAUAGAGAGCAGCGAAGUCAAAUACCAGAGAAUCCUGUUGAGGUAUUGAUACCUGAGGUGUAUGACAAAUUUUAUGGUGAGGGUAAGAAAGGGAAUUUCUCAAUGGCCUGGUCUCGGAAAUUGAGAGUAAAGAUUACUGGAAAAGAUGGAUUUGAAAAGCUAGAUAUCAGAAUUCCUGCUGGAUUUUUGGAAGGAAUCACAAACAUAGUUCCAGCUUUGGUAGGUGUAAACAUCAAGUCUCUGUUGGAUGAGGCAACUUUAGAAGAGGGAGGGAAACAAUUGUUGGAUUUUCAGGAUACAUCAAUGGGUGACAGGAUACAAGUUAUUUUGGAGUAAAAGGAGCUCUUGUUUCUUAUUCCUGUAUUUUCCCAACUAAAAAACAUUUUGAUGAAUGCAUCUUGGGCAAUCUAAAGUAAUUUGGUGAUUAUAUGGUAAA
This is a messenger RNA of Solanum dulcamara, 1647 nucleotides long. RefSeq lists its product as uncharacterized. Bases 27 to 1547 code for a protein of 506 amino acids. Lineage: Eukaryota; Viridiplantae; Streptophyta; Magnoliopsida; Solanales; Solanaceae. The transcript has 8 exons. The record is from RefSeq and is a predicted model, not a curated record. Gene Ontology annotation, molecular function: catalytic activity.